Messenger RNA from Microthlaspi erraticum, 573 nucleotides. NCBI's taxonomy places the organism in Eukaryota, Viridiplantae, Streptophyta, Magnoliopsida, Brassicales, Brassicaceae. The record is from the annotation of a GenBank genome assembly.
AUGGAUCACAUGGUGUGCAAACAAGCUGAGCCGGUGGUUAAGAAAGUGAAGAAGAAAUAUGAGUUCGAUCGUACCAAACUAGCUGAGAAGAAGAAGAGACGUCUCGAGAAAGCUCUAGCUACUUCUGCAGCUAUUCGAGCUGAGCUGGAGAAGAAGAAGCAGAAGAAACUGGAAGAACAACAAAGGUUGGAUGAAGAAGGAGCUGCUAUUGCAGAGGCUGUAGCUCUGCACGUCCUACUGGGCGAAGAUUCUGAUGAUUCAUCUCGAGUCAUGCUUGGCCAAGAAAACGGUUUCACAAUGGAUCUCUUUAGAGGUGAGAGAGCCAGCUACGUUCCUCGCCAAAGCUGUGGCAGCUAUGCGGUUCAAGGGAAUGGAUUUGUGCCAAACGGUUAUGAACUAGGAGAUAGUUACUGGUCAGUGCCAUUACCGUAUAACCCAUUCAUGAAGGGUGCUUGGGAUAACAACAUGAGAAUAUCUGCGGAUUUGAUUGCUGCUCAGGCUGUUUCGUCGCUAAAGAUAUCUGAUAACACUGACAGGAACCCUUUUGUCUUCGAUAGAAUGUUCCGAGGAUGA